Acanthamoeba castellanii str. Neff is the source of this 660-nucleotide messenger RNA. RefSeq lists its product as uncharacterized. Gene Ontology annotation, cellular component: kinetochore; Mis6-Sim4 complex. The transcript has 5 exons. The record is from RefSeq and is a predicted model, not a curated record. Bases 1 to 660 code for a protein of 219 amino acids. NCBI's taxonomy places the organism in Eukaryota, Discosea, Longamoebia, Acanthamoebidae.
AUGGAAGCGACAGUGGCAGCCAACAUGCGAAAGCGAAAGCAGACGCUCAUGGGCCAGGCCUUCAGCCUCGCCGGCAUUCGCGUGCUGCCCUAUCCAGGCAAUCGCCUUCUCCUCGUUCUCGGCUCGUCCUACCAAGGUCAGUACUUUGAUAAGCGCUAUCACAUCUGGCUAGAGACGGACAAGGGUGCGACGAACAAGCUCCGGGUGUUCAAGCACACGGUGCCCUACUUCAUUCCCAUCAAGCAGCUCGAGGAGCAGCACCUGGCCAAGAACAUACGGUAUUUUGUGAGAGCAGUGAGCUUGUACAUGAACGCUUUCGUUGCCCGUCGAGGUCAAGUGGUGGAGCUGAAUCGGCAGGCCGACAUAGAGUCGGUAGAAACGAGUGCGGCAUUCGACUACGUUUGCUUUUCCUUUGCGAGCGGUCAGCACGGACAAGUGCAAGUCAAUCUCAAGUUUGACCUGAUGCGAACACGCCCAAGCGAGGUCGAGGCCACCUUUAUGACGCCACUGAAGACACGAAACAAGUCCGUGCGGGAGAGCGAGGCCCGCGAACGGAGGGAGUGGAAGCAGCGUGUAGAGGCGCUGAUGAGGUCUCAUCCGUUGGUGGAGGCCUACACCCAGCUGUUCGCCCUAGUUCCCGACACCUCAGUCCUGUACUAG